UCUAGAAGGCUGCAGACGAGUUUGUGUGUGGAUGGAUGGUGAACGUCGUGAGCGAUUCAUUAAUGUCUUGAAGGAAAUAACUGUAAUUGUGAGAAAAGUGUCGAAAAAGUGACGUGUUUUCCGUGGCGACAUUUUGCUCGGCCGGUUCGGAGACAUUGCGACCGUGAGCUGCAGCACCUCGGCGCGAGCUCGAUGCGACAGAAUGGUUUUCCAUAACCGUGACGCCCCCGUAGAUGAUGACCUGGACGACGACUUGUGCGACUUCGUCCCGGGCUGGUGCACCAGCGACCCGUUCAAUCUCGAUGUGGACUGCCCGAUACCCCCCGAGGCGGACCUCCUCCAGCAGUUCUCCAAUGAUUUGGAGAUCCCCAUGCUGCUGGACGAUCCUUCGGACUACGGCACAGAGGACGAGGACCCGUGUAGAAACUUCCUGCUCGACCCCAUCCUUAGCGGGCUUGAGCAGGGAACCGGAGACUGGAGCACGGAUGCCUUCCCCAAUUUGAAAUCAGCCACUGAUGAUCCCAAUGUAGCAGCUAUUUUACUAAAUGAAAUUAAAGAGGAAAUCAAGGUUGAGCCUGACUUUCCUCCAUCACCUCCCCCAUCAAGUGCAGGGUCCACUUCGAGCUUGUGCAACACAGACUUGUGGACAGGAGAUGUGUUAGCUGUAGAGGCCAAGACACCGCUGGAGUCUCCACCUCUCUCACCACCGUUUACUGACAACAGCCCGCCAGAAUCACCCCAAGUAGCUUGUGAAUCUAUUUCUCAAAGCAAUUCUGUAAAACGGCAAACUUCCCCAGUGUCUGUGGUUUCUUCCAACAACUCAGAUUUGCUCCAGUUGCAGUUAAAGCAGUACAAGUGUGAUACAAAGCUAAAAGCUGAUAAAAAGAAAGUUGCCUUUACACAAAGGCCUGCUCCUUUUAUUAGGCCAAAGCCCUCUAGUGACCAAUUGGAAGGGUCUAGCCAACCUUCAAAGGCUGUCAUCCCCACUGUUUCAGCAAUAUCUUCUGUUUCUACUGUAACCAUACCUAGUGUCUCAACAGUGCAAACAAUGCCUGGUGUCCAAACUGCUCCUACAGUUCAAACCGUCCCCACAGUGAAAACUGUCACUUUACCUAGCCCUGUUACGGUUCCCCUGUCAACUGUUGGAGAUGCCAACAGAAGAAAAACAAUACUACUAACUGCCAAGGAUUUUGCAGCACUCACUCAGAAAGUACGAGUAAAUCAAGCAGGUUGCACAAUUGGUUUACUAAACACUGCAAAAUCAGUCUCAACUACCUUGAGAAUACAACCCCCGAAGAAUGGAACACCCCCCACAACUGCGCAAACGCUUGUGCCACCAAUAACUGUCACCUCUACAGCACAACCAUCUGUCCCCUCUUUUGCUCAAGUAUUAACUCCAAGCACAGUACCAGCCAAGGUGCCGUUGAUUCCUUGCCAAACAAUAACAAAUUCAUUGCCUGCAGUCACCUCUAUUCCUGUGACAAGUACUGUCUCAGGUAGACCAUUGCAAUCAUCUGCUUUUUCUGUCUCCAAAAUGACAGGAAAUCCAGUUAGGAAAGAGAUGGAGAUAAAGGCCUUGAAAAGGCAACAACGGAUGAUAAAAAAUAGAGAAUCAGCUUGCCUUUCACGAAAGAAGAAAAAGGAGUAUGUGUCAUCACUCGAGGGAAGAUUAUCAGAACUUGAGCAGGAGAACAUACAGCUUCAGCUGGAAAAUAAUGUUCUUAAAGAACGUGUUAAUGAGUUAGAAAAUGCAAUGUCAUGGACCAAAUCUCCAACAUUUUCAGUUAAGACCAAGAAAGCAACUGCUAUUCUUGUAUGCAUCAUAAUGAUUACAUUAAAUUUAGGAUCUAUCCCGUCCAUGGUCAGUCGCAGCUCUGACUCACUUACUAUGGGUAGUCUGGAAAUGAAAGGUGGAUCUGUGUCUAGUUCAGUCACUCAUCACGGCCGGUCGUUAUUAUGGGCACCGACAGAAGACGUGUCUUCUACCAACAAUUCUAGCUCAGAAUACUUAUCAAGGAAUUCUUCUGGAAGUGCUGCAGUACAGCCCAUUUGUCCUCUUUUCAUAAACCAAACUGAAUCUAUUAGGCUUGACAGUGAACUGCGCCGCUGGAUUGGAUCUGAUCCUGACCAUCCUGCUCCACAAGAUCCAAUUCUUUCAAAACCUUUUACAGACUCCAAAGAUGCACUGCAUGGUGGUCCCUCUAAAUCCACUUCUGACCAGAAAUUGGGGUCUCCUACAAACUUAUCAAAAAUGCCAUCAAAAGCUCCUGAACAUAACAGUACCCAUAAAGAGAAACGUUCUAAAUUACGCAGGAAAUCACUUGCUCACAGGGCCACUAAGAAGAGCUCCACUGCUAGCCAUGAAGUUGAGGUGUAUGGAGUCAGGUCACCCUUAUAUGACUAUACUGCAUUCCUGGACUCUUUUCAGCGAAGAGAUGAUACUUUCUAUGUUGUGUCUUUCUCGGGUGAUCACAUUCUUUUACCAGCUCAAGCACACAACUCUUCGUCAAGACCCAAAAUGUCACUUGUUCUUCCAGCAGUACCCAUUAAUAAAUCAAUGUUUGGCCUUAACCAUAUUAGAAUGAUGCAAAUUGACUGUGAAGUUACUAACACCCAAAUGCUCAGAGUGCGCCAGGAUGAUAUACCUGCCCACUUCCGCACAUCAGCCUUUGAACAGUUCUCAAAUGCCACAACUGAAAACAACUCAGCUACAGCUAAUAAUGAUUCUUCAUCUGACUCAGCAUCAAGUGAUUUCCCCUCAACACCAAGUGAAUCUGCUCACACAUUCCAUAACUUUUCUCAUACUAGUGGAAGUCCAACAGUAGCAUCUCAACCAACUUACAAACCAUACUUUGUAAAAAAUGGAUAUCCGGAAAAACUUUCGUUAUCUCCUUCUCAGAUUAAAAAGUUGAAUGGAGCUCUUGUCAGUAGAGCAAAGGGAAAAGCUCAAGGCCCCAUCACCAAUAGUACUUUUUCCGUUGUAAGUAAUCCUUCAAAGUUGUCAAACUACCCUUGAUAGAUAUAAAACUGUUUUGACCUGUUUAUCAGCAAGUAAAAGUACACUAUGUUAAAGGCUGUGAUCUCCAAGGAUAUCUUUCUUCUUGUAUUUAGGUAGUGUCUACCUUCACUUUGCAGGUUUUUGAUCUCCAAACUUUGUAUUAGACUAAUUAUUUUUAACGUUACAGAAGUGUAAAUGUGUAUUUGUGUGUGUUUGUGUGUGCGUGUACGCACGCGUGUGUGUAUUUUCCGGUAUUUUCAUAUAUUGAUAGUAAUUGAUGUACAAAUGCAUUUUACUUUUAUGUUGCAAUUUAUGAUUUAAUUUCACUCUAUUAUUGGUCACUUAAAUUUAAUAACUUUUUUAUUUGUGUUUAAUCAGAAUAUUUCUUGAUGGGUCUAAUUUUAAAAACUUCUUUGGUUGGAGCUGAUAGCAUUGAACUUUUCUGAGCUUUACCAUAUGUAUUACAUCAGUCUAGUCGUGACUUACAAAUUGCUGACCAUUACUUACCUGAUAAUUAACCAAAUUGGAAAAUGUUUGGUAAGAUUAAAUAUUUAAUACCACUGCAGGUUUAAAUGAAUUGAAUGUGCAUAAUCAAUUAAAUCGCAUAAGUAUCUACUUACUAAUAUACUUAACUGCUCUUUAUUUGCACAGUUUUUGCAUUGUUCCGAUAGUUUUUUCUUUAUAUAUUUUAUUCUCCUCUGUUAUGCACAUUAGUUAUUAUACUUGCAAAGUUUCCUAAACAUCAUGCCCAUGCUCUUGCACAGCUUAGGCAGAUGACAAGAUGUUUCUGCAAGUAGAUGACAUGUAUUAAAAUCAUUUAUAUAUCAUGUUGUUUUCUUUUGAACAUAUUUUCUUGUAUUUAUUGUUUGCUAGUCUGUUGGUGUGCUCUUUGUUAAUGCAAUGGUAUAAUUGCAAUUGAUUUGUGUUGAUGUCGAAUACAUAGUAUUUAUAUGUAAGCAAGAUAAUGAAAUUUCUGAAAAUAUUCAACAAACAGAAUGGAAAAUGAUCAGCUUAACACAUUAGAUGGUGACAUUUGAAUGACACAUUAAGAGUUCAAAUAUGAUAGCUCUCCAAUGUAGAUCUUGAAAACUAAGGGAUUGAUGAUACCUUGGUCCCAGGUUUAAAAGUAUCUACUAGUUCUGUUUGUGCAGGUAUCUGAUGUGAAUUUGAAAUGCGACCAAAGUAAAAUUGUCUGAUCUUUUGUAACUUUUUAAAAAUCAUGUCAUAUCUAUUUGGUUUAGACAGGAUCUGUUGAUUUGCUCAUCAUGGGUUUGUAUCUACUGUUCUUGAUUUGUGCAAACAAUGUAAGUGCACAAUUUAAUAAAUGCUUUAUCACUCUCUUCAAAA
This is a messenger RNA of Frankliniella occidentalis (western flower thrips), 4345 nucleotides long. RefSeq names its product cyclic AMP-dependent transcription factor ATF-6 beta (gene Atf6). The record is from RefSeq and is a predicted model, not a curated record. The transcript has 13 exons. The coding region runs from base 203 to 3016 and encodes 937 amino acids. Lineage: Eukaryota; Metazoa; Arthropoda; Insecta; Thysanoptera; Thripidae. Gene Ontology annotation, molecular function: RNA polymerase II cis-regulatory region sequence-specific DNA binding; DNA-binding transcription factor activity, RNA polymerase II-specific. Gene Ontology annotation, cellular component: nucleus. Gene Ontology annotation, biological process: endoplasmic reticulum unfolded protein response; regulation of transcription by RNA polymerase II.